This is a messenger RNA of Bicyclus anynana (squinting bush brown), 3700 nucleotides long. RefSeq names its product endothelin-converting enzyme 2. NCBI's taxonomy places the organism in Eukaryota, Metazoa, Arthropoda, Insecta, Lepidoptera, Nymphalidae. The record is from RefSeq and is a predicted model, not a curated record. The coding region runs from base 237 to 2636 and encodes 799 amino acids. Gene Ontology annotation, cellular component: plasma membrane. Gene Ontology annotation, molecular function: metalloendopeptidase activity. Gene Ontology annotation, biological process: protein processing. The transcript is spliced from 14 exons.
AAACUAUACACAGUGAACUUGGUAUUUUUACUCAACACGAUAUGCCUAACGUGAUUUGUUAUAUGCAUACCAAAUGUAUUCGUGAAAUAUUAUAAGUAUUAUGAAUAACUUAACUAAGUUUUAUUAUUAAAUAAAUUAUCGAAAUGUGUUAGUUUAUGAAUAAAAUUUAACAGUUUUCUGUUAACAAAAAUAUUUUUAGUGCCUAAUUAAAAUUGAGAGUAAGUUUUUUUUUCAAAAUGAAUGCGUGGGCAGGUGAAGAACGUGAUAUCAUGGGACCAACUGUUACGAGAGCUGCCAGUGCUAAGACUAUAACCCCGCCACUAAAGAACGGUAAUGAACUCAGAGAAGCUGGCUAUCUGAUAGCGGUUGGCUCUAGGACUGCUCGGUUUAGAAGAAAACACAGGAAUAAAUUCUUAUUAAUAUUGUUAUUAGCAUUAAUUCUACUUUUGUUGUGUUUAACAGUUGCAAUGACUGUGCUAUAUGUAAAACAAAAACGGAACAAGCCAGUACGAAUAUGUCACACGAAGGAAUGCUUGAGAUCCGCUGCUAACUUGGCGCUCUCGAUGGACCCUACUACCCAUCCGUGCCAGGACUUCUAUCAGUACGUCUGUGGCAACUGGGCGGAGGAACACCCUCGACCAGACGCGUACCGCUCCUACGAUUGGUUCAGAGAGAAACAGAACAAAGUGUACGCGGUGGUGCGAGAUUUCCUUACACACAACACGACAGAUCAGCCGAAACCUGUGCAGCAGGCUAAAGAUCUUUACACCGCCUGUAUGGACACUGAGAAAUUGGACAAACUAAGCCUCAAACCAGUGUUCAAAAUUUUAAAAUCGUUAGGUUUACCACUAUAUCCUACGUUCGUCAAUGCAACAGAACAUUUCGAUUAUUCUACCUACAAAUUUGACUGGUUAGAAGCUGUGAUAAACGUUAAAACACAACUGGGGAUGGAUGUCUUAAUUGGAUUCGAUUUGUUCACUGAUCCGAAAAAUUCCUUAGUAUAUCGACUAGUUAUGGGAUCACCAGAAACUACUAAUCCCUUUCCAAGCAUGCACAACGAAAAGAAACAACACAUUGGACAAAGAAAUUUUGUAAAACGAAAUAUGGACUAUCGAAAGAAAAAUAUACGAAUUUUUAAUAAUUAUUAUGAGCAAAACGAUAAUAAAUUCGAGUCAUUAGAAUAUAAAGAUGACGAAGAAAAGGCUGCACAUAUUUACAAGUUAUUCUACGCAGAACUAAUAAAGCUUUUUAUCUUAGAAAGUGCCCCAAAAGAUUCUAAUAUAACGGAGUUGGAGUUGGACCAAAAUAUUUUUCUAGCUGCAGAUGAGUUUUAUACAAUGAGUGAAAAUAUGUAUGAGCUAGAAGCUGACAAUGAUACAAGUACAGGUGAUGAUGAUCAGUAUCUUGAUGUACCAGAAUACGAUGUAGAUGAAGUUCAAGCUCAUACAGAUAUGAUUGUUUUAAGUAACAACGGUACACCAGUUCCCAUUUGGAAAAGAUACUUAGAAGGCGUAUUCAAUAUAAGUGAUGUGGAACUAGAUUUUAAAAAGGAUAAAAUAUUAAUAUCUGACCCUGAUUUAAAGUAUAUGUCGUUAAUGGCUGCAUAUUUAUCUAGAGCCGCACCUGUGACAGUUGAACUUUAUAUAUGGAUAAAGGUUGUAGAAGUAAUGGCAGCUCAUACGACGACAGAACUACGUCUGCUGUUCCAAAGAUCUUACGAUGCUCUGCGACAACACGAUCUAACCAUGCCACCACGUAGUUUGUAUUGUGCAAGUGCUGUUAACGAUUUACUUGGCAUGGCAGUUUCGUAUGCAAUUGCUAAGCCCGAUUUUCUUACUAAUACUAAACCAAAGAUUCAAGUAAUGUUAAGUGAAAUGAAAAAUUCCCUAUCCCGUUUGGUUGGUAAAACAAAAUGGAUGGAUGAAGCUACAAAAUUAGCAACUUAUCAAAAAAUUACUGAAAUGAAAACAUUGGUGGGCUUUCCUGAUUGGCUACUUGAACAGGGUAAAUUAGAAGAAUUUUACGAAGGGAUCGAAGUGGAUACAAUGAAGCAUUUGGAGAAUUUAAUAAAUAUAAUACAAGUGAAGAUUAAAAAUGCUCUAAAUAGAUUUCGCAUUGGCAACAAUGUCACUUGGGCUACUGAUCCGACUGAGGUCAAUGCAUACCACACAUUUCAAGAAAAUACAAUAACUGUACCUUUGGUAAUGUUACAAUAUCCUUUCUACGAUUUAGGACUCGAUUCCCUAAACUAUGGUUCACUGGGUACAGUGCUUGGACAUGAAAUAACUCAUGGAUUCGACAAUUUUGGGCGACAAUUUGACAAAAACGGCAACCUAUUACCCUGGUGGACAAACGGAACCAUAGCAUCGUUCGUCAAUUUGACUCAGUGCUUUGUCGAUCAGUAUUCGUCCUACUUCAUCCCUGAAUUAAAUGAACAUGUAGAUGGAAAAAAAACUCUAGGUGAAAAUAUUGCCGAUAAUGGUGGCGUUCGAGAGGCUUUCGGAGCUUUGAAGGAGCAUCUUUUUAAAAACGGAGAAGAACCCAAACUGCCUGGCUUUGAACACCUAAACUCUGAACAAUUAUUCUUUUUAUCAUAUGGAAACGUAAGUAUAUUUUACCUUGAAGGCGCUUUUUGAACCGUCGUAACUUUUAUUUUAAGUUUUCGACUUUACUCAUUAUAACAUAACCCGACAAAAGUGCUUGUAAACUAAGCCUACUUGAAAUAUCUGAAUUUUGUCUUUGACUUUGAACUUAUAAGUAAUCAAAACUUGACUUUGGUAUCUUUACAAAAGUUCGUUUUCAGUCACGUAUAAUUCAAUUUAUUGAACUUAAUUCCAUAUUGUUCUCAAAAAAGUAAUGUUUGUUUUAGCAAUAGCAAAUAUUUUCUUGGAAAACAUCUCUGUUUCCCUUCUUUUCUAUUUGUCUGUACCUUUAAGUGCUUUUUCUUUUCUUGUAAAUAAUAAUAAUAAAAAUAAUAAAUCUUUAUUUCAGAUAAUAAAAUCCAUAAAUUACAUUCAAUUGAUUAAAUUUUAAUAUCCUAUUGUUAGUAAUAUUAGUAGUUAUAGGUACUUAAAAACUAAAUUAAAAUAUGUUAGUGUGUUAGUAAUGACAGUAUCUAAAGUUAAAAUAACAUUAUGUUUCCUUUUGUUUUAGCUAUGGUGUGGUGUAACUACCAAAGAAUCUCUGAAGUCGGAACUGUCAGACGAACAUUCCCCCCAACAUUUCCGAGCUCAGGGUGCUUUGCAAAACAAUGAAGAAUUUUCUAGAGUAUGGGGAUGUUCCCCUGGAACCCCCAUGAAUCCUAGACAAAGGUGUAUUAUUUUUUAAUUCCAUUUUUCUAACACAUUUAGGGUAAAGUCUAACUAGAUCUAAGUUUAAAAACUUGAUAACUACUUUUUUUUAAUAGCAUUUUACGUAGUUUUAUUAUUAUUUAGUAUUAAUAUUAUUGGUAGUUUUAUUGUUAGGUUGAUUUUAUGUAAAUUAAUAUUAAGAAAAGACGUACGUUACUUAUUUCAUUUAUUAAAAACAAAGGAAAGACAAUAAAAUAAUAUCAUCAAAAUCAUAAAUAAAUUCAUAGAAUUCGUAGUUCCUAUUUUAGUAUUAUAUUUAUAUACAUUACUGAUUUUGAUACGAUAUAAACAAUAUUAAAAUUAUUUCGAUAAAUAAUGACUUAGGCUUUUCAUUCAUGAAUAUAAAAACC